Messenger RNA from Eupeodes corollae, 1543 nucleotides. It is a transcript of the gene Sps1, whose product is annotated as inactive selenide, water dikinase-like protein. Gene Ontology annotation, cellular component: cytoplasm. The record is from RefSeq and is a predicted model, not a curated record. The transcript has a single exon. The coding region runs from base 116 to 1318 and encodes 400 amino acids. NCBI's taxonomy places the organism in Eukaryota, Metazoa, Arthropoda, Insecta, Diptera, Syrphidae. Gene Ontology annotation, molecular function: ATP binding.
GAGGGAGAACGCGAUUUUUAUUCCAACGCAUUGAAUGGUAGAGUCGAACGCCAUAUUUUGUUUUGCAUCGAAAACCAGUAAUUUCGGUUGUUUUUAACAUUCAAAAUAAGCAAAAAUGAGUGAAUAUCAAAGUGUAACUGCAGACGCACUUAAUGCCACCCAUUUGGAGCUGCAGGGCAAUCCGGCAGCCCUUAGACGACCCUUUGAUCCGACCGCACACGAUCUGGAGAGCACCUUUCGUCUAACCCGUUUUGCUGACCUAAAGGGGAGAGGCUGCAAGGUUCCCCAAGAAGUCUUAGGAAAACUAGUAUCCUCCUUGCAACAAGACUAUUCCCUACAAGAUGAUUCACAAUUCAUGCAUAUGGCAAUUCCCCGUAUCGGAAUUGGCCUUGAUUGUUCGGUAAUUCCAUUACGCCAUGGAGGGCUUUGUCUAGUGCAGACGACGGACUUUUUCUAUCCGAUAGUCGACGAUCCAUACAUGAUGGGUAAAAUAGCUUGCGCCAAUGUACUGAGUGACCUGUAUGCCAUGGGAGUGACCGAGUGUGAUAAUAUGCUGAUGCUUCUGGCUGUGAGUACAAAGAUGACUGAGAAGGAGCGAGAUGUUGUCAUUCCCUUGAUCAUGAGAGGGUUCAAGGACUCUGCUCUUGAAGCUGGAACUACUGUCACCGGAGGCCAAAGUGUGGUAAACCCUUGGUGCACAAUCGGAGGCGUGGCCUCUACUAUAUGCCAGCCAAACGAAUACAUUGUCCCAGAUAACGCAGUGGUUGGUGAUGUUCUGGUUAUGACAAAGCCUCUGGGAACCCAAGUAGCCGUGAAUGCUCACCAGUGGCUUGAUCAGCCAGAACGAUGGAAUCGUAUCAAGUUGGUUGUAUCAGAAGAGGAUGUACGCAAAGCAUAUCAUAGAGCCAUGAGUUCCAUGUCCAGACUUAAUCGCACAGCUGCUCGUCUUAUGCACAAGUACAAUGCUCAUGGAUCGACCGACAUCACCGGAUUCGGACUUUUGGGACACGCACAAACACUGGCUUCGCACCAAAAGAAGGAUGUGUCCUUUGUUAUUCACAACCUUCCAGUAAUCGCUAAAAUGGCCGCUGUGGCGAAGGCAUGUGGAAACAUGUUCCAACUGUUGCAGGGACACUCAGCAGAGACAUCAGGAGGAUUGCUUAUUUGCUUGCCACGUGAACAAGCUGCAGCAUACUGCAAGGACAUUGAAAAACAGGAGGGCUACCAGGCUUGGAUCAUUGGCAUUGUAGAAAAGGGCAACAAGAGUGCUCGGAUAAUUGACAAGCCACGAGUCAUCGAAGUACCAGCUAAGGAUUAAAUAAGUUGAGUUUAUUUUUUUUUAUCUUUCUCUGUACUAUGUUAAUGAUUCGACUUUUUUUAAUAUUAAAUAGUUUUAUUAUUUCUUUUGUGUCAACCAAAUGCUGAAACAAUAAACUUUAUGCUUAUGUAUAAAUAUAACUUUCUGUUUUGAAGAAAAUGUUAGAUUUGUUCACGUCAUUAACUUAACAACAAAAUAAUUGAAUUAAACGAAAAAUAAAAACCA